Molecule: messenger RNA, 936 nt
Organism: Fusarium subglutinans
Lineage: Eukaryota; Fungi; Ascomycota; Sordariomycetes; Hypocreales; Nectriaceae
Product: K P-type ATPase (mediates high-affinity potassium or sodium uptake)
Exons: 1
Coding region: 1-936 (311 amino acids)
Source: RefSeq, a predicted model, not a curated record
AUGGCAGGCCCGGGAUUCAUGGAUCUCCCUCCGGAGAUUCAGAUCAAAAUUAUCCAGUUGGCGAUCCCUCCAAUGAUCCUACCAGAACACCUCACCACGAGCGGAAGGAUGGUGAGCACCAACGAGCACGAAACAAUCCGCGCUAUCAUGGCGACAUGCCACGAAUUCCGAAACAUCCUUCUCAAGACUCGAGCCCUUACCGGUCGUAGCUCCACCACCGGUCAAAGGUUUACCUUUGACGUUGAACGCGACGCGCUUUUGGUUAGAGGCGCGAACAUUCCGGCCCUUCUCGAAGAUGAUGAUGUUCCGAACCUUCAUGCCGUUCGCCGGCUCAUAAGCCUUCGCCAAUGCUCAAUCGGGUGGGAUUUAUUCCCUUUGAUGCAGAGAACACUUCUGCUUCGGAGGAUGCCAUGGGCCAUCAAUGCCACAGACGAAGAUCGGAUUUAUACUUCUUUUGAGGAGGGACUGCCGUUUCGAACCAGCUUUCCCGUCGCUCAAAAGCUAUGCUCUCUCCGGGAGAUGGACCUUGUGAUUAAGCAUGCUCCAGGCUGGCACAUCUCCUCUCUCCAACAAUUUGGCCCCCAGCCAGAACAUCGACGUAUUGAGCCAGUAUUGGGAGACCUCAAACAUCCUGUUCACCACUCAGGACUCCGUUGGACUAAUCCUCGAUUGGAGGGUUUUCACUCCAUUGAGAUCCCCAUGAUUGGCCUCCAUGGGUAUAGUAUGACUCGCCGGGACCGACGCAACCGGCGGAGCCAGGAGUAUUCCCAAGGUGGUCAAUGGGCUGGUUUCCGUGUUUACCUGGAGACUGAAGAAGUUGAAUUCCGACCACUCACUUGGGAUGAAGUCGAACCGAUUGUUCACCGGCAGAAGCAGCCGGAAACUGGACGAAAGCUCCCGGACCACCAGGACCCGGAGUUUGUGUCGCGAGUCUAG